AUGACCAAUCACUGCGAGUGGCUUACAAAUCUGAGGGACUCCAACGUACCGUAUGUGCUCUUGGGGGAUGAAGGGAAGCUGAUUGUGAAGGGGGAAGGAGAGUUGCUACUCCAAGGAGAGUACGGGGAGCUGAAGCUGGAAAAUGUUCUCUUAGUGGAGAAGCUCUCACUGAAUCUGAUCAGCCAGUCUCAACUUGACAGCACGGGGUGCAAAACCUUCAGCGACAAAGGAAAGUUGUGGGUUUUCAAUGAGGAUUGGAAGGUGGUUGCAGAAGGGAACAGAAAUCAGGGGUUGUAUGAAAUGAAGCUGAGGAAGAAGGGGCUGGAGGAUGAGAAUGCCACCUACCUGACAUCACUCGAAGGGGACCUAGCUAGGGAGGAGUUGAAGGCUCGGCUUGGUGGCUUACCUGUGAAGGAGCUGCAGCAGGAAGCUUCUGCCAUGGUGGUUGGGAUGGAGCAGGUGGAAUUGGAGACCUUGCACAGGCGCAUGGGGCAUGCAAGCAUGGAUAGGGUCAAGGAGUUGGUCAAAAAGGGCAUGGUAAAAGGGAAGGUCAUGAUCACCCGGGAUGUUGUCUUCUACGAGGAGGUGAACUACCUGCAGUGGAAGGGAGUAGAGAAAGAGAUUGCAGCAGCAGGGACAGCAAUUGCACCGGACAAGGUGGACGAUCUUUUGGAAGAAAAGGAGAGUGAGGGAGUUGGUGAUGAAGGAGAUGAGGAACUCGAAGAUGUGGAACGGGCAGAUUCAGUUGAUUGGGUGUGGGAGAAGGCACCAACCAGGGAAGCGGAUGAAAGCAAGGUAGUGGAGAUAGCAGGGGAGCAGCCAAGCAAAGAAGUAGCUGAGGAUGGCAUUGAUGAAGUGGCUGAAGAAGAGGGAGAUGAAGAAUCAGCAGCUGAAGGAGAUAGUGAUCCUUGGAAGCUUCUAAACAGUGAUGACAACAAUGCCAAGAUGAGGGAGAUAGAGGACUUACUUGAGGAGGGCGCCAUCGUGAUUGGAAGGGAAGUGAAGAAUGGAGAAGGGAAAGCACUGGCGGAUUCCAGUGAGGAUGAGGUCGAGUCACCUGCAGAGGAGUUGGGGAAAGGAAAGAGGGUGAAGAAACCAAACCCUCGGUAUGCGCAACUGCUGAUGACGUGCUGGAAGGACAUCCAUACCCACCUCCUACUCUCUGCCACAGCUACUGACCUAGUCUCCAAUGAAGGAAAAGUGACACACAACCUGCCCAAAGAACCAGUGAGCAGAAAGGGAGCAGUGGAAAGCGGCAAUUGA
Messenger RNA from Closterium sp. Naga37s-1, 1263 nucleotides. The record is from the annotation of a GenBank genome assembly. NCBI's taxonomy places the organism in Eukaryota, Viridiplantae, Streptophyta, Zygnematophyceae, Desmidiales, Closteriaceae.